UCUUUUCAUUUCCUCCAAGCAUAUUUCGCAAAUUUUUUAUACAAACUAAAAAGAACAACAAUCCAAAUAGAAAAUCAAAAACCACACAAAACAACAAUUUCAAGAAAAAGAGAAAAAUGAACCAGACCGCGUGGAUGUGUGUAUAGAAACCUUUCCUUAUCCGAAUCCGCAAACGGAGAGAGAGAAGAGAGAGAGAGAGAGAGAGAGAGAGAGAGAGAGCUAAAAAAGGGAAACUCAAAUGGCAACCACCAUAUCACCACCCACUCUCCACCUCACCAGCCCACUAUUCUCACCCCUCCUCCCUCCCAAACCCCACUCUCCCAGACCCACCCGAGCCACACCCCAAGACUCCGACUCCGACUCCGCCCCCACCGAGCCCGACCCGGACUCCUUCGAGUCCCGCCUCUCCCAGGUCCGGAUCCGCUACCGAUCCGGACUUGGCAAAAAAGCGGAGGCCCGAAAAAUGCGAAAGGGCAAGAAGCCGGCCUCCUCCCCCGCCGGGAUAUUCCUUCCUCCGGUGCCCCUGAAGGAGCCGGUCUCCAGCGGGGUCAAGGUGGACUUCGGGUUCACUCCCUAUUCGGAGCGGGUCAACGGGCGGGUUGCCAUUCUUGGACUGUGUGCUUUGCUGCUGGUGGAGCUGGCCACGGGCAGAAGCGUCAUUAGUUACCAUUCGCCGCCUAUUGUGUUCUUGCAGUUGUAUUUUGUGGCGGCGGUUACGGCGGUUUAUGUCAAGUUUGAGAAAGAGAGGAUUAGUGUUUGGCCACAGUAAGCAUUACCAUACCACCAAUUCAAGAAACAUAUUUGAUGUAUUACGGAAAUGCUUAGGACGCAUAUAUCUAGACACGGAUGUGUUUGCAACAGCCGAUGCAUGUAGGUUCCGCGCGUGUUGAGCCGAGCAUAUGUGUUUGUAACACUCAAUGUUAUAAUAAGCAUGUAGAGAUAUGGGUGAUCAAAAUUUUGGUUUUGGGAAA
Messenger RNA from Rhododendron vialii, 971 nucleotides. RefSeq lists its product as uncharacterized. The record is from RefSeq and is a predicted model, not a curated record. Lineage: Eukaryota; Viridiplantae; Streptophyta; Magnoliopsida; Ericales; Ericaceae. The coding region runs from base 239 to 769 and encodes 176 amino acids. The transcript has a single exon.